This is a messenger RNA of Poeciliopsis prolifica (blackstripe livebearer), 1428 nucleotides long. RefSeq names its product leucine rich repeat containing 51 (gene lrrc51). Gene Ontology annotation, molecular function: protein binding. NCBI's taxonomy places the organism in Eukaryota, Metazoa, Chordata, Actinopteri, Cyprinodontiformes, Poeciliidae. The transcript has 5 exons. The record is from RefSeq and is a predicted model, not a curated record. Bases 97 to 651 code for a protein of 184 amino acids.
CUUGGUAUCAAGUUGUUGUGUGUAAAGACUGCUUCAGCAAAGAAGGGCCCCACCGAAACGUCCAUUUGAACAGCGAGUACACGGUUAUACGUGUUCAUGGAUAAGAUUAUGCGUGGAGCUCCGGUGGAUUUAUCUUUCAGAAGCCUCAGCAGAUUGACAGAUGCUUGGACGGAGACUCCUCACAGCAGUCUUCGACCUUUAAAAAAAAAUUCAGAAAGUAAAUAUCUUAGCUGCUCCCUCCGUCUCAGUAACAACAGCAUCAGUGACCUGUGUGACCUCCAUCAGACAGUGAGCCACUUCCUGGCUGAACCCUCAAGUCUCGCCUGGCUGGACCUCUCCUUCAACAAACUCUCACAUAUAGAUAAGGUUUUGUGUGAGUUGCAUGGACUCCGUGUGUUAUAUCUUCAUGGAAACAACAUUUCUACUCUGUCAGAGGUGGACAGGUUGGGUGUGCUCCCCCAUCUUCACUCCGUCACUCUACAUGGAAACCCUAUAGAGGCAAACAAGACUUACAGGAAUCGUGUGAUUUCUGCAUUGCCACAGUUAAAAACGAUGGACUUCAGUGGUGUGACGCACCAGGAGCGAGUCCUGGCAAAGCUGUGGCAUCAAAGCAACUCCCGCUGCAGAAGCACCAGGAAGAGCCUUCACUGAAUGCUAGUGUGUGAAAAUCAUAACUCAGUUCAAAAGCUUCACUGCCAGAAAACAGAUUUUUAAAUAUGCACAUUUGCCACCAGUAUUUGAACUGAAAUUAGUGUUGCUGUAAAUAUGUUUUUGCAAUUUAAUGUCACAAUUUGAGGUUUCUGUGGUGGAAAUAGAACAAUUCGUUGUUUGUUUGAGAACAUCACUGAAACCUACUCAUUUCACAAUUAACUUGCAAUUUUUUUCAAAUCUAAUCAUGGCAUGAGUUUAGCCAAGUUCAAGCAACAAAGACUCAAGGUGAUCAAUCAAACGUCUCUGAACUUACAGGUGCAUCCCACCUGUAAGUUGAAUAAUAUUGAACAGUUAUACUAUGUCAACAAUCCUAAUUCUCCUGAUAUAAACUCACAUACAGUCCAUGAAGAAUUAUUAGCCUUAGGCCAUAAUCACCAAAUACCAAAUCCUAGAAAUAUAUCAAUAUAUGUAUACAAUAUCAUAAUUACUUCUUGAGUGACUGAAAUAAAGUAACAUCUCAAUGUUGUAUUAAUAUACAAAUUUGUACCUGUAGAAAUGUUUGAUUCUUGAUGUAAAUUAUCUGUUAAAACUCUGUAACAUCACCAAAUAAACUACUUCUCAGAAGUCAACAUGUGGUCACUACAAUAAGACACAAUUGUUUUCUUGAAACUUUUUAAUGAACUGAUUAAACCCCAAAAAAAAUAAAAUAAAUCUAUUUAACUUUUUGGUACUAGCCUAGGAUAGUACAAACAUACAGUCUUCCAUGUAUUACACAUU